AUGUCUUCGUUCGAUGAUAAUAUGGUCGUAAUCCCCAUGACUGCUGCUAGUGAUGGGGAUAUGAGUACUUGGCCUGACAGCCCAUACACUGAACGAGACGACUACAGCUGGCGUCUGAAUCUUGCAGAGAAUUGGCUCAAAGAUGCGGGCACUUAUGAAGAAGGCGUGACUCAUAUUAUUGAGAAGUUGCCAGACGGAUACUGCCUGUUCGAGCGGCCUCGUGUUGGCGGCCGCCUCGUGAAGGAUUGUUUUUUAUUCGGGCAUCCGAGUGGAAAGUAUUUUAGGACACGUAUUGCCUUCUUGCCCCAUUUUCUCGCCUUAGUCAAGGGAACACUUGACAGCUGCCCGUGCAAGCCGUGUGCCACUUACCGGAAAAUGAAAGAAAAGGGCUCAGCUGUGAGGCCAGUGGCAAGGACCGGUGUGCCGCCACCAUCCGACAAUACGCGCCAACCCACCGACGCCGAAGGCCCAGAUUACUGGCGAACGUAUGUCAUGAAAUUGCUAGACAAUGGCGAGAUUGAUGAAGCUGUUGAGCAACCGCUCAAUUUCGACUGGGUUCUGACUCACGAAUGGAUUACUGAUUACUGUGUGAAACUGAUCUUUGAUCCUGCUUACGUCCCGCGACGUGGUGAGCUUGUUCUCUGGAUCUGGGACGGUCUCGAAGACGGUAGUCUAACGCUCAAUCCCGCGACUGGGCGUUAUGAAAUCCUUGGCAAUGACGACCUUUGGCGUGGUGUGCCUUAUUGGCGUGCAGGUGUAGUGACCCAAACGCCUGAAAAUGACACGCACACGUGGGACAUUGUGGAAACACCCGACCACCCACGCGGUCUGAGUUACUCUGGGUUCCGUGUGGAGACUCUACCAGACCCUCUGGGCACUGACAAGUCAUAUUCGAAGCACUACACUUACGUUCCGCUGCGGAAUAUCAGGCCUUUCAACGCCUGGCAAAUCUUUCUCAAGGACCAGGACCGGGACAAGGCGCACCCAUCUAUUGAAAACGCCAUGACCGUGAUGUCCUCCUGGAGCGUGGUGAGCAAAUAUCACAUAGUCGGCAAAGACCGAAAUUGCAGUAUCCACUGCCAGGGCAUCUUCAUCGGUAGCGAACUCCUCGUCGUCGGGGACACCAUACGUCUGAAACCAGAGGGCUUCCAACACUCCGAUCUCAAAUCCGGAAAAAUCCCCAAGAUAACCGACGUAAUGGUUAUCACAAAGAUCUCCUUGCGACUGAUAGAAUGCAUCGACGACGACCCAGAGCAGCUAGCCAAGCACUACGCAGUUCUUCUCUCCGGCCUGGUGUAUACCAACGACCCAUCACGCGUCCGCAAGUCCCGCACAUUCCCCGACCCAACAGGCGACGACAACCCUAAACCCCUCACCCCCAACCAGGCAAUCACCGCCUUCCGCCAGGUCAGCAUCUGCGAUUACGGCCCCUGGUACAAGAUGGCCAACGGCCGCAAUUGCAACGUCACCCCGCAGGUCGUCAUCGGCCGUUGCUACGAGCCUCUCGCCGCAGAACUGCUGUUCGGCGCGCACGGUCUAGACUACGAUCUCUCCGGCGUCAUGGAGGGCCGCAACUUCUCCGCGCAGGUCGACGCUCGCAUCCCAGAAGGCAAUACAUGGUUCUGGGGCGAUUGUCGUGUCGAAACACUGGGUGUGACGGAGCUCUGCGGUAUCGAGUGCGGGCGUACAGCUCCGCAGCGCGAUGACCCGAAAAAAUGGCAGGCUAUCAUGAGGAUGGCACGCGGCGAGUCUAGCGCUGCGCUCCGUCGUCAGGCUCAGAUUCCUGCGUCCGAGCCUCCCGCGAGGGCUGCUUCUUCGUCCUCUGUCUCGAAGGGAAAGUCGAAGGGUGGGUUUGCCCAGGUUUCUCAGACCAGUAAAAUGGUUGGCGUUGGUCUUGGUGGUGAGACUGAGGAAAAUGAUGAUGACUAUUACGAUGAUGACAGUGACAUGACCGAUGAGGAGUCUGCUGAUAUUCCGGGUCCGCCUCCUUCGGCCGGCCAUGAUGUCGCGACUGAGAGCGACAGCAUGGACGAUCUUGCAUAG
Molecule: messenger RNA, 2043 nt
Organism: Penicillium bovifimosum
Lineage: Eukaryota; Fungi; Ascomycota; Eurotiomycetes; Eurotiales; Aspergillaceae
Exons: 4
Coding region: 1-2043 (680 amino acids)
Biological process (GO): silent mating-type cassette heterochromatin formation
Cellular component (GO): SHREC complex; rDNA heterochromatin
Source: RefSeq, a predicted model, not a curated record